GUCGCAGGGGGCGCUGGUGGCGCUGCUGCUGGGACUGCUGGUGAUCCACGCCGCCCUCAACUCCAUCUCAUCCCGAGUCACCGCCUUCACAAACACCCUCUCCUUCUUCUGGCACGUGUUUGCUUCCAUCGCCAUGUGCGGGGCGCUCCUGGCCACCGCACGCAGCCUCAACGCGCCCAGCUACGUGCUGACGGCAUGGACCCCCAACAGCAGCGUGCAUGGUAUCCGCAGCCCUCCCUACAUCUUCCUGAUGGGUCUGCUGAUGGCGCAGUGGGCCCUCAUGGGCUACGAUGCAAGCAUUCACGUGGCGGAGGAGACCAUCGACGCCCAGAACGCCGCCAGUGCCGCACUGGUUGCCUCCGUGUGUCUGUGUAGCGGACUGGGGUUGGGGGUACUGCUCAGCCUCACGUUCGCCAUGCAGAGCAUGGCCUCCAUCCUCAGUCCCGCAAACGCCACCGGAGGUCACAGCGCCAUGACGCAGCUCUUCUGGGAUGUGUUCCAGUCGCGGUACGGCAGCGGUAUCGGCGCACUGGGAUUGUCGUACAUUCCCCUGGUCGGGCUCUUCUUCUGUGCCAACGCCUCGCUCGCCGCCAAUGCACGCAUGUUGUACGCCUUUUCUAGGGACGGAGCCAUGCCAGGCUUCCGCAUCUGGCGGCGCCUGCACCCCUCCUCCCGCCUGCCGCUGCACGCCUGCUGGCUGAUGGCUGCCCUAGCGGGGCUGCUCGGGGUGCCCUGCGUCCUCAACAAGCGCUUCUUCCACACCGUCAGUGCGGGCAGCGUGGUGGCGCUGUCGCUCAGCUAUGG
Astrephomene gubernaculifera is the source of this 804-nucleotide messenger RNA. Lineage: Eukaryota; Viridiplantae; Chlorophyta; Chlorophyceae; Chlamydomonadales; Astrephomenaceae. The record is from the annotation of a GenBank genome assembly.